Messenger RNA from Diachasma alloeum, 1743 nucleotides. RefSeq lists its product as uncharacterized. Bases 171 to 1085 code for a protein of 304 amino acids. Lineage: Eukaryota; Metazoa; Arthropoda; Insecta; Hymenoptera; Braconidae. The record is from RefSeq and is a predicted model, not a curated record. The transcript has 3 exons.
GACGAUUACAAACAGUUCCAUUUGGACAAAUCGAGGAAAUUGAAAUUGUAUUCCAUUGAUUUGGAAUUGACGAUAAGGAAGGAAGCUGUCACGCAUUCUCAAUUACACGGUGUGUGGUUAUCUUUUUUGAGGUUAUCAACUGACAAAGAACGUGUUAAAAUACCGUUGCAAUGCGUUCGAAGAAGCUCGUCAGUGAGCAUUGGGUUGAUUUGGGGAAAAUGCCCAAUGAAAAAAUGAAUACAUGGCAUUGCAAGUGGUGUAAGCACAAGAGAAAACAUCAUAGUACCAGAAUGAUUGAGCAUCUGGCUGAAAAUUGUGUACAUUGUCCAGAAAAUGUGUCAAUUUUCUGCAAAAGUCGUCUGAGUAAGAAAGAAAAAAGCACAUCGAAAGGCAACAAAAAACGUAAACGUGCUGAGAUGUCAGACGAUUCCAGUGAUGAUAGUAGCGAUAACGAGAGUAUUUCCUCAGCAUCAUCAUCAAAAUCCAAUGCAUCUCAGAGCAGUCAACACUCUGUACCCAUUGUGCCCGACAGAGGACCAACUCUUGAUGGCUUCUGUGACAAAAUUUCAGUGAAAGACCAACUGAAGGCCCAAUAUCUUCUGGCUUUUGCUAUUUUUGCCUCGGGGUCACCAUUGAGCCUCACUGAAAAUUCAUUUUGGAUCACGUUCUUUCGAUUUUUGCGUCCAAAAUUCGAAUGUCCCUUCAAAUGGAUUUUAUCAAAUGUCCUGUUAGAUCAAGUGUACAAUGCUGUGAAGACAGAAAUCAAUCGAUGUAUUGAGAAUGCUAAAACUGUGAAUCUUCAGUGUGAUGGGUGGACGAAUCUUAGGAGUGAAGGGAUUGUUAAUUUCGGUGUCACAACGCCACUACCUGCUUUUUUUGCCUCAAUCAUUCCUGGCACUGAUUCUGAAUCUGGUGAGUGGAUUGCUGCAAAACUCAUCUCACAAAUUAAGAAAAUUGGGGCUAGAAAAAUCAUCUCGGUAUGCACGGACAAUGCUUCAGCCAUGAAAAAAGCGUGGAAAAUUGUCGAGGAGGAGUACAUCGAGUUAGCUAUCGCCGCUGUUGUGUUUGAGAAUUCAAAAUUAUAAAAAGAAUUUAUUUUCUUUUUGUUUCGAAUCGAGCGAAUAAAUCGCAUUGAUUUCCCAAUUCUCCACACGGCAUCAUCCACGGAAUGCCUUGUCACCAGAUAUUAUUUCGAAAUGCCAGUGAAUCAGCAGCUCGGCCAAUGCACCCGGACAUUGACCGAACUGCAGCCUAUACCGAUUCCGGAAUUAUUAAUCAGUCUCGUCCUAGCUUCAUCAAGGAACGUACAAAGGGGCGAACUCCUCGAGAUUGAUUGAUACUUGAAUCCGGAAUCAGUUAAAUUCCCUCUGCCCGGCAGUUAUCGUCAACUCGAGUAUUUUGGGAUUAUCAUUGAUCACAACUACGCACACCUUCGUAGUGAUCAAUCCCACGUUAUUAUAAACAAUCUAACUCUUCCCGGAGCCGGCAAACGAGGUGCGCAAUAACUCGGUCCCGUUCUUCCCAAGUGGAGUUUCGUGCAAGGACACAUUCAACCUUUUCAUCAAUUAUUUUUGUUAAAACUACGACGCGGAGAUCACUGUCGUGAUAAGGAUAAGACUACGCAAUUGUAAAACGAGUGGAUGUAUGAGUGUGAGUGUUGAGCGGGGGAGGUGUAAGUAGUUAUUGUAUUUUGGCCAUUGUUAUCAUUUUCGAGUCUAGUAUCAUUAAAUUGGUUUUCUUUCA